AUGAAAGCAUUCACUCUUUCUGGUCUGAGCACCCUUCUCGCUGGCUUGACGUUGGCGCAUCCAGUGACCAAACGUGGAAGCGGCUUCUCAGAGGUUGAUAUCACCAUCUUGCAAUUUGCUUUGACACUCGAGCAUCUCGAAAACACCUUCUACAAAGAAGCUUUCAGCAGCUUCCAGCUGCAGGACUUCAUCGAUGCCGGAUUUGACGAGGAAUUUUUCAUCAACCUUGAAUUCAUCGCCUCGGACGAAUCUGCGCAUGUGGAAUUUCUCAUUGCAGCCAUAGAAUCUGCUGGCGUUCAACCGGUCCAGCCUUGCCAAUAUAGCUUCCCUGUGACAGACGUUGCCAGCUUCGUCACCGUCAGCGCUAUCUUGGAGUCUGUUGGAACCAGUGCUUAUCUCGGUGCCGCACCGUUCAUUGGAUCACAAGACAUCCUCGCCGUGGCUGCGAGUAUUAUGGCCACGGAAGCGUUGCAUACCAGUUUCCAGAGGAGCUCGCUCGGCGCAGUUGCAGCAGCCAAUGCAUUUACCACGUCCCUCGAUGCCAACUCGGUUUUCACCAUUGCCUCGCAAUUUAUCGUCUCAUGCCCUCCAGAGAACCCACCCUUGCCAUUUACCGCGUUCCCUGGCUUGAAAGUCAACUCUCAAUCCUGCUUUGAUGAGACCGGUAGCAGUGAGAGUUUCUCCACUGAUUCCGUCAACUAUGCUACCAUUGUCUCCGACAUCGAAAGCGCCACGUAUACUACCAGCGCGUAUAUCGCUGAUGUGACAGACUCGACUACUUCAGAGGCCUAUGACUACAGCUCGUCCACCACUGAUGCCUAUACCACUACCACUGACUCGACUACUACAGUGGCCUAUGACUACAGCUCGUCCACCAGUGAUGCUUAUACCACUACCACUGACUCGACUACUUCAGAGGCUUAUGAUUACGCCUCGACCACGACCGUAGCUUACACCACUACCACCGACUCGGCUGCAUAUACUACAUCGACCACCACCAUGGAUAUGGCCUCAAUGACCAUGACCAUGUCUAUGUCUACAUCGAUGCCCGCUUAUGGACGGCGAAGCACUGCCCUCUCGGCCCGCACAAACAGUGGCUCAGUUUCAUCUUGCUCCGCUCCCGGUGCCGGCUCCUCUCUUCAACUCGUCCCCGACUUUUCUCAGUCCCACCGUGACUUCUCCGAAACGGAAGUCAUCUUCGUGACGUUCAUCGCAGGACUCGAGGUCGUGUCCAUACAGGCCGUCUUUGAAGGAGACGGAAGUAUCAACGUGAGCAUCCCAGGAAGUGUUGGUGGUGGCCAAGUCUUCAUCUUCAUCACCGUUGUGGACAUUUCGGGUCGAAGCUUGAGUGACAAUGAGGUGCUCUUUGGGCCCGCCAUUAUGGAGAUCGCCCCAUCUUUCCCUUCUCUCAGCCAGUAA
Fonsecaea multimorphosa CBS 102226 is the source of this 1419-nucleotide messenger RNA. RefSeq lists its product as uncharacterized. The transcript has 4 exons. The coding region runs from base 1 to 1419 and encodes 472 amino acids. Lineage: Eukaryota; Fungi; Ascomycota; Eurotiomycetes; Chaetothyriales; Herpotrichiellaceae. The record is from RefSeq and is a predicted model, not a curated record.